Molecule: messenger RNA, 1320 nt
Organism: Miscanthus lutarioriparius
Lineage: Eukaryota; Viridiplantae; Streptophyta; Magnoliopsida; Poales; Poaceae
Source: the annotation of a GenBank genome assembly
AUGGAGAAGGGGCAGGAGAUAGCAGCAUCAGAUGGUGAAAGGGGUCCAGAGCAGCAUCAGCACGCCAUUGACGUUGGCCAUGCCGAGCAUGGUGAUGGCAAGGGAGAGGACAUCGAGAAGGAGAGAGUGGCUGUGGCUGAGGACGUGCAGAAGAAGAAGAGCAGAAGAGUGGCAGCUCUUGAUGCCUUCAGAGGGCUAACCAUUGUGCUUAUGAUACUGGUGGACGAUGCCGGUGGGGCUUAUGAGCGGAUUGACCACUCACCAUGGAACGGCUGCACCCUGGCAGACUUCGUCAUGCCCUUCUUCCUCUUCAUAGUUGGUGUUGCAAUCGCCUUCGCACUGAAGAGAGUUCCAAACAUCGGUGCCGCCGUGAAGAAGAUUACCAUCAGAACACUGAAAAUGCUCUUCUGGGGUGUGCUUCUCCAAGGUGGAUAUUCUCAUGCUCCGGAUGACCUCUCUUAUGGAGUGGACAUGAAGAAGAUCAGAUGGAUGGGCAUCCUACAGAGAAUAGCUUUGGUAUACUUCAUUGUUGCUCUGAUAGAGGCAUUCACCGUAAAGGUACGGCCUACCACGGUGCGGUCCGGUCCUUACGCCAUUUUCAAUGCGUAUCGAUGGCAAUGGUUAGGUGGUUUCAUUGCAUUUGUGAUAUACAUGGUUACAACAUUCUCACUAUAUGUCCCAGAUUGGAGCUUUGUUUACCACAAUGAUGGCGAUGUCAAUGACGGGAAACAAUUUACGGUAAAAUGUGGUCUGAGGGCCAGCCUGGAGCAAGCCUGCAACGCUGUUGGCUAUGUUGAUAGGCAGGUCUGGGGGAUUAAUCAUCUCUACACACAGCCAGUUUGGAUCCGGUCAAAGACUCACAAGGAGAGACUGAAGCACUGGCUUCUGAUGGGGUUUUCGCUCCUUGUACUCGCCAUCAUCCUACACUUCACAAAUGCCAUCCCAAUCAACAAGCAGCUCUACAGCUUCAGCUAUGUCUGCUUUACCGGCGGUGCAGCAGGAAUUGUUCUUUCAGCUUUCUAUAUACUGAUUGAUGUCUGGGGACUGAGGAUGCCAUUCCUUUUCCUGGAGUGGAUAGGCAUGAACGCCAUGCUUGUGUUUGUCCUAGGAGCACAGGGAAUACUGGCUGCAUUUGUGAACGGAUGGUACUACAAGUCGGAAGAUAACAAUCUUGUCAAUUGGAUUGUGAAGCAUGUGUUCGUCAAUGUCUGGCACUCACAGAAUCUGGGAACUCUGCUGUAUGUCAUAUUCUGUGAGAUAGUGUUCUGGGGUGUUGCGGCAGGCGUCUUGCACAAAUUAGGGAUUUAUUGGAAACUAUGA